AUGCAUCAUAUUGCAUUCAUAAAAAGUGUCAAAACCAAGUCUCAUACUCUCCUCAUUUCUGUCUCAGAAAAAAGCAAAGUGGCCCGGCGUAUUCAGUACAAACCUACCCGUGUUCACCGUACUCGAGCAUACAUCAAGAAGAAGAUGGCAACUGAUGAACAAGAGAACAGUGACCUUAGGGAGGAGGUUAGUAACCUCAAGGAAGGUAUGGAGAAGAUAACCGCAAUGAUGAUUGACAUGAUGGCCGCACAGGCACAAGCCUCUCAAGCGCAAAAUGCUCAGACCACUCAGGCACAUGUUGAAGCUUCUCAGUCUGCUGGUUCUCCUGCAAUCCAGCCAAUUCCUACUACUUCUGCUGAUGCUUCACAACCAAUUCCUACUGGUUCCACCGCAGCUGUUGGUACUACACAACCUUUGGUGACUGACAUGUACAAUUCAGGCUUCCAUCCCGUUGGACCUUCCGGUUUCUCUUUCCCUCCUCAGUACUGUAUGCCGCCAGGCUACCCGUGGGGCAUGCCUCUCGCAACUAAUGAAGGUUUUCGUCAUAAUGCGCCGGAAAUGCAGUUCCCUCUUGGCCAGCAACAAACACCGUUCUACCAGACCGGCCAGCCUUUUCCUCAGGCUACUAUGACUUAUGCCGGACCCCUCGUGCAUGCUGCUCAGCAAGAGGAGGAACAAGUGUACCAUUCCAAUAGUGUGGCUGGUGAUGAUAGAGUGGGUAACUUAGAAGAAAAGUACGAUGCGGUACAUAAAGAGUUGAAGAGUAUCCGGGGUAAGGAAGUGUUUAGCCAUAAUUUGAAUGACCUCUGCUUGGUUGCGGAUGUGGUUAUACCUCCUAAAUUUAAAGUGCCGACCUUUGAGAAGUACACGGGGAAUACUUGCCCUGAAAUUCACUUAAUCAUGUAUGUUAGGAGGAUGACGGCUCAUAGGAAGAAUGAACCUCUACUCAUCUACUGUUUUCAGGACAGUUUGGCUGGUCCCGCACUCACAUGGUAUAUGAAUUUGAAGGGUAUCACUACUUUUGAGGAAUUGGCUAAUGCCUUCAUCCAGCAGUAUAAAUAUAACUCUUAUCUGGCCCCUAACCGGAAAGAGCUGCAAGCUAUGACUCAGGGUGAUAAGGAAUCUUUCAAAGAGUAUGCCCAGCGCUUCAUUCAGAAAUCUGCUCAAAUUCGUCCGCCUUUGGAAGAAAGAGAAGUGGCUGAUCUGUUCUAUGAGACUCUGAGCCCUUUCUACUCAGAGAAGAUGCUUCUUUGUGCUUCACAGAAGUUUACCGACAUGGUAGACGCGGGUGUUCGUAUCGAAGAAUGGGUCCGUAAGGGACGGGGUAGUAAAGAUGGUGCCUCUUCAGGUAGUUAUUCAGGAAGUUUGACAAGCGGGUCAUCCAAUGGUAAUAGGAAGUUCGGAAAUGGGUACCCAAAGAAGAAUCCUCAAGAGGUCGGCAUGGUGGCUCAUGGCGGAUCCCAACCUGUAUACCUCAACUACCCCUAUGUUGCUAAUAUUCCAUCACCCAUCCCAGCUCCACAAAACCCAAACUAUCAACCACAAAGGCCUCAAGCCCACCGUCCAUAUUAUCCACCACUAUAUCAAUCACAACCUUAUCAGCCACAACCGUUUUACCAACAACCAUACUAUCCCCUUCCACCACAACAACAACAGCCUCGUCAGCCUCGUCCUCCACCACAACAACCACAGCCUCGUCAGCCUCGCCCUCCAAGAAAUCAAUUUCCUCCUAUCCCUAUGCUGUAUGGAGACUUGUUACCCUCCCUGCUCGCUAGGGGUCUUGUUCAAGUUAAACCACGUCCCCCGGUGCCGAACCCUUUACCUCAUUGGUAUCGCCCAGACCUUACUUGUGAAUUCCAUCAAGGGGCACCAGGGCACGACAUUGAGCACUGUUACCCUCUCAAAGACGCAGUCCAAAGAUUGAUUCACAACAAGGACUUAUCCUUCAAUGACCCUGACCCUGUUGCUCCAAACAACCCUCUACCACCUCAUGGGCCGACCGUUAACAUGAUUGAGAAUUAUCAGGAAGAUGAUCUCGUCACCAACGCUCAAGAUGUCAGAACCCCGAUGGUUCCAAUGCAUGUGAAGAUGUGUAACGUAGGUAUGUUUAGCCACGAUCAUAUCAAUUGUGAGGUGUGUUCUGCGGAUCCCCACGGGUGCAUUCAAGUUCAAAAUGAUGUACAAGGGUUAAUGGAUCGAGGAGAGCUGGUUGUCACAAGAGAAGAUAAAAGUAUUUGUGUUGUAAUUCCUGUGUUUAAGGAUAGGGUGAAACCAAUUGGUGUUGUUACUCCGAUAUUCAAAGACAACGCCAAGAUGGUUGUCAAUCCUCUAGCAAUUUGUGUGCCAAAACCCGAGUUGUUCUUCUCGCAGAAGGCUAUUCCAUAUAGCUACGAAUCUGCAGGAAUAGAGGAUGGUAAAGGGGAACUUUUGAGUCCUUCAACUUCGGUAGAUAACAUUGCUGAGAGUAGUCAAAUUCUGAGAAGUGGACGUAUUCUUCCGGCCAUUGUACGAGCAAAGAACAAAGCUCCGGUGAUAGAGUCAGGCCCAAUACCGGAUCCUAGCAAGGGUAAAAGUGUGGGUCAACCCAGUGGAACCGAUGAUGAUGAAAUUUUGAAACUGAUCAGGAAAAGUGAUUAUAAAAUAGUGGACCAGUUGUUGCAGACUCCAUCCAAGAUUUCUAUCAUGUCGCUAUUGACAAGCUCGGAUGCUCACAGGGAAGCCUUGAUGAAAGUGUUGAAUCAGGCCUAUGUAGACCAUGAUGUGACUUUGGGUCAAUUUGGGAGCAUUGUUGGAAAUGUGACUGCAUGCAACAACCUAAGUUUCAGUGAUGAAGAUCUCCCAGUGGAAGGGAAAAAUCAUAACAUGGCCUUACAUAUCUCUGUUAUGUGCAAAACAGAUUCUCUGUCCAAUGUCUUGAUAGACACUGGUUCUUCCCUCAAUGUAAUGGCGAAGACAACCUUUGAUAAAUUGACGUAUUCAGACGGAUUUAUUAGGCCCAGUUGCGUGUCGGUAAGGGCAUUUGAUGGAUCCAGGAAGACGGUGUGGGGAGAAAUAGAUUUACAUAUCACUAUUGGGCCCCAAGAGUUUAAAGUUACGUUCCAGAUAAUGGAUAUUCAAGCUUCCUACAGCUGUUUACUUGGUAGACCAUGGAUUCAUGAAGCAGGGGCAGUAACAUCCACUCUUCACCAAAAGCUAAAGUUUGCGAGUCAUGGAAAGCUUGUUACAGUGAGUGGGGAAUCAGCUCUUUUGGUUAGCCAUUUGUCGUCCUUUUCCUUCAUUGGUGGUGAAAGUCCGGAUGGAACGUCAUUCCAAGGGUUCUCGGUUGAAAGCGGUACUACAAAAGGUGAAACAUGCAUGGCCUCUCUAAGGGAUGCUCAGAGAGUAAUCCAAGAAGGAAAAGCGGAAGGCUGGGGGCAAUUAGUACAGUUGCCCGAGAACAAGCGCAAAGAAGGUUUGGGUUUCUCUGGCAAUAAGCAAGUGGUGUUCGACCCAACUAGGGGCACUUUUCACAGUGCCGGAUUCAUUAAUACACCACCUGAGACUAAUGCAAUUUUGGAAGAUCAAUCAGAAGAGGUGGCACCUGACUUUGUGACUCCUGAUGGAAAUUGCUGCAACUGGAUUGCUGUUGACAUCCCUUCUGCGAUACCUUUUUCUAAACUAAGCAUAAGUGAGCCCGUUGAACGUAGUGACCCUAUGCUUCCGCCCAACUGGGAGUUCCCUGUUUAUGAGGCUUGGGUAGAGGAGGAUGAAGAGAUUCCUAAUGAGCUCAGAUGGAUGUUAGAACAAGAAAGAAAAGCCAUUCAGCCUCAUAAGGAAGAAAUAGAAUCGAUCAACCUGGGUACUGAGGAAGAUAGGAAAGAGAUUAAGAUUGGAACGUCAUUAGAGGCAUCUGUCAAGAAUAGGAUAAUUGAGCUUCUCAGAGAGUAUGAUGAUAUAUUUGCGUGGUCCUACAAAGACAUGCCGGGGUUAGACCCUGAUGUUGUUGAACAUCGUUUGCCUCUAAAGCCCGAGUGUCCUCCAGUCAAGCAGAAGUUAAGAAGAUCUCAUCCAGAUAUGGCUCUCAAGAUCAAAGAGGAAGUGCGAAAGCAAAUUGACGCAGGUUUCUUGAUUACCUCUGAAUAUCCUCAAUGGUUGGCCAACAUAGUGCCCGUUCCGAAGAAAGAUGGUAAGGUCAGAAUGUGUGUUGACUAUCGGGAUUUGAACAAAGCUAGUCCGAAGGAUGAUUUCCCUUUACCUCACAUUGAUGUAUUGGUUGAUAGUACUGCUAGAUGCAAGGUGUUCUCCUUCAUGGAUGGGUUUUCCGGGUAUAACCAGAUCAAGAUGGCUCCGGAAGAUAGAGAAAAGACGUCUUUCAUCACGCCAUGGGGCGCUUUCUGCUACUUAGUAAUGCCAUUUGGAUUGAUAAAUGCUGGCGCCACUUACCAGAGAGGCAUGACUAAAAUAUUCCAUGAUAUGAUACAUAAAGAGAUUGAAGUAUAUGUGGAUGAUAUGAUUGUCAAGUCAGGCACUGAAGAAGAACAUGUUGAGUAUUUGUUAAAGAUGUUUCAACGGUUGAGAAAGUACAAACUCCGAUUAAAUCCUAACAAGUGUACCUUCAGUGUUAGAUCUGGCAAGCUCUUGGGUUUCAUUGUCAGUCAGAAAGGUAUUGAAGUAGAUCCCGACAAAGUCAAAGCUAUCAGGGAAAUGCCGGCUCCAAAGACAGAGAAACAAGUUAGAGGCUUUUUGGGAAGAUUGAACUACAUCUCCAGAUUCAUCUCCCAUAUGACUGCCACAUGUGGGCCGAUAUUCAAGUUACUCCGUAAAGAUCAGGGGAUCGUUUGGACGGAAGAUUGCCAGAAAGCUUUUGAUAGCAUCAAAAGGUAUUUGUUAGAACCUCCGAUUCUUGUCCCUCCAGUUGAAGGAAGGCCGUUGAUCAUGUACUUGACUGUGUUGGAUGAUUCUAUGGGCUGCGUGCUUGGUCAACAAGACGAAACUGGAAAGAAAGAGCAUGCCAUUUACUACUUGAGUAAGAAGUUUACUGAUUGUGAGUCCCGAUAUUCUAUGCUUGAGAAAACUUGUUGCGCUUUGGCAUGGGCCGCUAAGCGUCUCCGUCACUACAUGGUUUACCACACUACUUGGUUGAUAUCCAAAAUGGAUCCGAUCAAGUACCUUUUUGAGAAGCCGGCGUUAACAGGAAGAAUUGCUCGUUGGCAGAUGUUAUUGUCUGAAUAUGAUAUUAUGUAUCGCACUCAGAAAGCCAUCAAGGGUAGUGUUCUUGCUGACCAUUUGGCUCAUCAACCAAUUGAAGACUAUCAGCCUAUCAAGUUUGAUUUCCCAGAUGAAGAGAUCAUGUAUUUAAAGAUGAAAGAUUGUGAUGAACCGUUGUUUGGUGAAGGUCCUGAUCCAGACUCUAAGUGGGGUUUGAUUUUUGAUGGAGCCGUCAAUGUCUUUGGUAAUGGAAUAGGGGCAGUUAUCCUUACUCCUAAAGGUACUCACAUCCCUUUCACUGCAAGACUCCAGUUUGAUUGCACGAAUAAUAUUGCAGAAUAUGAAAUCAAAGGAAAAUGGGAAACUCACCAUGCUGGAAUGAUACCUUACAGAGACUAUGCCAGACGUUUAUUGACCUUCUUCAACAAGGUAGAGUUGCACCACAUUCCUCGGGAUGAGAAUCGAAUGGCAGAUGCCCUAGCAACUUUAUCUUCAAUGAUCAAGGUGAAUCGAGGCAACGACAUGCCUCUAAUCAGUGUCAAGUUCCUUGAUAGGCCCGCUUAUGUGUUUGUAGCCGAAGCAGUUUUUGAUGAUAAGCCGUGGUUUCAUGAUAUUAAAGUAUUUCUUCAAACUCAAGAGUACCCUCCUGGGGCAUCCCGUAAAGAUAAGAGAACUCUAAGAAGAUUGUCUGGCAAUUUCUUCCUGAGUGGAGACGUCUUGUACAAAAGAAACUUUGAUUCAGUUUUGCUCAGAUGUGUGGACCGACGUGAAGCAGAUUUAUUAAUGCAUGAGAUACACGAAGGCUCGUUCGGGACUCAUUCUAGUGGAUAUUCAACGGCUAGGAAGGCAUUGAGAGCAGGCUACUACUGGAUAACGAUGCAUGCUGACUGUCAUCAUUAUGCCAAGAAGUGCCACAAGUGCCAAAUUUAUGCUGAUAAGAUUCAUGUUCCACCGUCUAUGCUCAAUGUUAUCUCUUCUCCAUGGCCGUUCUCUAUGUGGGGCAUUGAUAUGAUUGGUCGAAUCGAACCAAAAGCUUCCAAUGGACAUCGUUUCAUACUAGUGGCUAUUGACUACUUCACCAAAUGGGUCGAAGCGGCAUCUUAUGCCAAUGUGACCAAACAAGUAGUAGUCCGAUUUAUCAAGAACAAUAUCAUAUGCCGUUAUGGCAUUCCCAACAAGAUCAUCACGGAUAAUGGCACAAAUUUGAACAAUAAAAUGAUGAAGGAAUUAUGUGAUGUACGUACUUCAACAGGGGCAACCCCUUUUUCUUUGGUAUAUGGGACGGAAGCGAUACUUCCGGUAGAAGUUGAAAUCCCGUCAUUGAGGGUCUUGAUGGAAGCUGAGCUGUCAGAGGCUGAAUGGUGUCAAAAUAGGUAUGAUCAGUUGAAUUUGAUUGAGGAAAAACGCAUGGCUGCUUUAUGUCAUGGACAGCUAUAUCAGACAAGGAUGAAACAAGCGUUCGAUAAAAAGGUUCGACCCCGUGAAUUUAAAGAAGGUGACCUGGUGGUCAAGAGUAUCAAUGUUAAGAUCGUUGGGCUUUAUCCCACCAAUGGUUUGUUUGAAGGGUUCUACCCCGACAAUGUUUGGCUCAUCUCUAGUAAUGGUAUUCCCGUUGAAGAUUUAUGGGUGUUUGUGCUGUGA
This is a messenger RNA of Medicago truncatula (barrel medic), 6828 nucleotides long. RefSeq lists its product as uncharacterized. The transcript is spliced from 5 exons. Gene Ontology annotation, molecular function: RNA-DNA hybrid ribonuclease activity; nucleic acid binding. Gene Ontology annotation, biological process: DNA integration. The record is from RefSeq and is a predicted model, not a curated record. NCBI's taxonomy places the organism in Eukaryota, Viridiplantae, Streptophyta, Magnoliopsida, Fabales, Fabaceae. The coding region runs from base 1 to 6828 and encodes 2275 amino acids.